This is a messenger RNA of Paramuricea clavata, 7015 nucleotides long. The record is from the annotation of a GenBank genome assembly. NCBI's taxonomy places the organism in Eukaryota, Metazoa, Cnidaria, Anthozoa, Malacalcyonacea, Plexauridae.
UAAACAAUAAACAAAUGUUUUAUAAUUUUUACACGUAAAAAUAUAGUUUCUUCAGAAUUCAGAGCGAUUUUUUAAAGCUUUUUUGUUAUUAUAUUUGAACAUAUCUGAACCCAAAUGCCUGCCAAGUAUAAAGGAUAUGAAUUUUAUGAGAAAGUUCUAAAGAAACCACGUUACAUAGUGGCACCAAUGGUCGAUCAGUCCGAACUGCCUUGGCGAAUUCUGAGCCGUAGGCACGGUUCUGAGUUGUGUUACUCUCCUAUGUAUCACGCCUCAGUGUUCUUGAGAGAGCCUACAUAUCGUAAAGCUGCUUUAGCCACUUGUGAAGAGGACAGACCACUUAUUAUACAGGUUUGACAGAAGGGUUAAAGAUUUUUGUACAUAGAAAUCAUCGAGUCAUUCGAGCUGAAAAAAAAUGCAACUAUAUAUACUGUCACUGCCAGGAAUUGAACCUGCGGCCUAUGAUUCCAGUGCAGCGCUCUAACCAACUGAGCUACAGAGUCCAGUUGUUGAGCUCCAACCACAAGUUCAUGUAUAUAUAUAUAUACUAGGACUAUUUUUCCUCCUCCCCCCCCUGAAAAUAGUUUGGUCAACAAAAUUUAAAUUUUACACUAGAAAUUUGUCUGACACCUCAUCCCAAUUUGUUAUUGUGUGGCUAUUUACAUGACAAAAUAUUAUACAUGCAUUAUGUUUUUUUUUUUUACCAAUUAUCAACUGAUACCGAUUUAAUAAUGACGUCAUGUCAUUAACUUGCUUGCCAAUAACAGCAGUUUGACAACCCAUUUUCCACUUCACCACUAAAUUUGCUUGCUGCCCGCACUUAAUUACAUUAAAACAAUAUUUUCAGUCCACUUUUUAUACAUUACUCUGAUUCUCCAAUUAACAUACGAGACUCUUGUCCUGGACUAGGGUACAUUUUGAUUUACGUUGGACAAAGCUAUAGUUCGGUUGGACACCAAUACACUUGGUCAGACAAACAUAAACCUUAGUUUCGCUUAGGUCCGGUGUCAGACAAUUUCACGAAUGAGUCAGACAAUGUCUGUGAUUGACCAAUAUUUUAAGGCCCGACUUAUACAUCUUCUUUUGUGUAGUUUUGUGCAAAUGAUGCAGAAACUCUUGUGAAUGCAGCUUUGCUUGCAGAACCUCAUUGUGAUGCAAUAGAUUUAAACUUGGGAUGUCCACAGGGUAUUGCCAAGAGAGGUACUGUGUGCGUUAAUGUCAUUUGGUUCCCGAUAGGACGAUGUACACUACACAACUUUUGCAUAAAACUGUUGCAUGCAACCUGCUUACAACUUGAGUUGUACUGUGUCAAUCAAGCACAGAACUCACCUACGACAACAUAGACAAGUUGUGAGCAUGAUUUAGACAGUAUAACUCGAGUUGUAAGCAGGUUGCAUGUGACAGUUUCAGGCAAAAGUUGUGCAGUGUAAAUUGGCCGUAAGAGAUAUUAACACAUUUCCCCCUGAACUGCCCCAUGUUAAUAGUUAUUAACAAUAUCUUAAUAUGUCUUGAGUAAUAUGAUUCACUGUAUGUGUGUUCUAGGACAUUAUGGAGCAUUCCUGCAAGAUGAGUGGGACCUAAUAAGUAAAAUUGGUAAAUGAUUUCCAUUAUUUUCUUCAAGAUACAGUUCAUAUACAGUAGCUAUCUGCAUAUUUUUAUCAAUUCCCUUGACAAGUAAAAUCAUCUGGCAUUAGACAGAGCAAACAAUCUGGUGGUGUUAGACAUAGUAAAAUCAUCUGGGUAUGCAGUCUGGGGUCUCUCAAAUCUGCACUUUGAGGGAAGAUUUAAACUUUUAUACUCACUGUAAAAUACUAAAGGUAAUUUACUGUGUUUUCAGUAAGUUUGGCUGCCGAAAAAUUAUCAGUUCCUGUCACCUGUAAAAUAAGAGUGUUCGAAGACAUACAGAAGACGGUGGAUUAUGCAAAAAUGUUAGAAAAGGCUGGCUGUCAGGUGAUUAGAUUGAAUGUUUUUGAAAAUAAUUGUGAAGCUUGCGAUAUCCCAUACGGUAGUGUACAAAUGUACAUAUUUAUGCUUUAUCUUCUGACCUUUGUAUCAAGACAUAUAUUCUUUGGCAAAGUUUGUCAUGUCAAAUAAGAACCACCCCAAUGGUUAGCUGAUAAACCUAUAGAUCGGUGGGCGGACUGCAUGUGUGACUGACUGGCUUACCGACCAACUGAUCUAAACAUUCCUAAGUUACACCACUGCAUGCACAUUAUUAUUCUUUGCAUGCACUUUUUUGGCCAGGGUUUUUUAUUCCUCAAACUAUUUUCAACUCAAAAUUCAUUUUAAAGCUUUUAACAGUCCAUGGAAGAACUAGAGAGCAGAAAAAAGAAUUGAGUGGUCUAGCAAGUUGGGACCACAUCAAGGCAGUCAAGUAUGUUCUUUUGCUGGUGUUUUUAUUGUCGUCAUAAAUUUGGAGAACAUUGUCAAUGUGGUUUGUUGUUGGUUUUCAGAGAGAAUCUAUCAAUUCCAGUGUUUGCAAAUGGCAAUAUUUUAUAUUUCAAUGAUGUUCAGAGAUGUUUGGACUAUACUGGAGUUGAUGGAGUCAUGACUGCUGGUAGGAUUUAGUUUGGUUUCUUAUCAAAAUUCAUGCGGCUAAUCUAGCUAACAGAGUGACUGAAUAUCUGCAGUCAGUAAAGACUGAACUCAGCAAUAUGUGGAUCUGGGUAGGCAAGAUAAUCUGCCAUUAGACAGUCAAAGUAAAAUAACAAGGAAAGGUGGUGCAUCAGGGUGCAAGGCCAUUGGAACUGAUGUUCUAAUAACUUUUUUUUUGUAUACCCAUUUCAGAAGGCAAUCUACGUAACCCAGCUCUAUUUACUGGUAAUGAACCUCCAGCUUGGGAAAUGACUGAACAGUACCUUGAUUUAGUUGAACAAUAUCCUUGUGCACUCUCGGCUGUCCGAGCUCAUCUCUUCAGACUAUGGCAUCAUGGGUAAGAUCAUGGAUCCCUAGUAUAUAAAUGCAAAAAUUGAAAAAUUGAAGAAGUGCUAUAUUGUGUCAAUUUAUAUAUUAGGGGGUUGUGCACCACUCAUGUUCACUGUGUGUAUAAUAUUGACACUUGCCUCAUGUCUCUACAGCUUAUGUAUUCACACUGACAUCCGUGAGCGGUUAAGCAAAGCUGGAUCACUGAGUGAAAUGAGAACUAUAAGUAUUGAUUUAAAACAAGCAGCACAGGUACAGACGAUAAACACUUGUAAACAUGAUGCUAGCAUAAAAAUUUGGUUAACACUAUACUAAUAUUUAUAAGGAACAAUAACUUUCCUUUUACGUUGGUAGGGACGCAACUACCUGAAAAAUAUAAGGAGAAUUUCGACGUUUCGAGUGAAGGGCCAUUCGUCUGGAGUUACUAGUGGGAGGAAUGUAGUAACUCCAGACAAAGGGCCUUCGCUCAAAAUGUCAAAAUUCUCCUUAUAUAUUUUCAGGUAGUUCCAUCCCUAUCAACAAAAGCUUGUUCGUUUGAUUGGCACUACCUACACUGGCAAAGACAGUUCAAGAGAUUAUUUAAUUACCUGUAGAUAGAUGUAAGCAACGUGUCAGAAUCGCCACCACCAGGCAAAAAGCAUUACUGGAUUUGUCAACCAUAUAUAAGGUACGGGGGAUGCUAAUAAUCUCUUUCUGCAGCUGAGUCCUGGACAUAGUCCUGAAUUGAAAAGUUCUAACAAAUAUGGCAGAUUGUUGAAGGCUUGUACUAUAACCGGGGUGCCUCAGGCUUCCACCAUAUGACCCAUGUCUGGACAAAAUGCUCAAAGCACUGGGAGGAAGAUAGUCACUCAACAAUAUUAUGUGUACCCUCAAUCUUCAUUCAUCACCAUCACCACCAUCAUCAUUACCAUUAUCAUCACCAUCAUCAUUGAGUUUAAGUUCUCCUUAAGGUGGUUCUGUCUUGGCAGGCAGAACCAUACCAAGCAGUUACAUAAAGCCUUACUCGCCCACCAUCAUGAUGUAAGGGCCAACGCGCCACCUGUCCUACUAUCUACAUAUUGACAUUCAAUCAAAGUGCGGUAAUAUGAGUUGGCCACAGCACUGAAAACUCUGGGAACGCGAAUGCACUCAUUGAUAUCAUGCAAUGGACGCGCUGUAAUUUUAUGCCUUAAUUCGGUCUAGAACAAAUGAGCCAAAGCCGGUUAAGAAAGAAGAAGAUUGUGAGAACAAGGAAGGUGUGAGUAAGAAACAAAUGAAAAGAAUGUUAAAGAAACAACGGAAAUUAGAACAACAACAGCAAUCAACGCAAAGUAAGAACGUCUUACAGAAAAUUUGGAUAUGGAUAAACUCUGUUUUGCACUUCAAUCAUAUUGGAGUACUUUGUUUUUUUGUCAAACUCAAAGUCAUUAUUUUCACCCUAUUACAGUGAAAAUACAAAAAGUGUCCCACUUCCGCUUCUGUAGUUUGUUGUGAUUUACUGUAAUUUGUUCUGUUUUUCUGUAGCGAUUACCGAUUUAUCGGCAAAUACCGCGAUAAAACUUAGUUUUCUCUACUUUUUAAAUAUGAUAAUUUGUAGCAAAGGGAAUUAAUACAUUUUUCGUUAGUUUCAUUGCAUAAAAGGUACGAAAUUUAAAUUUUAUCGCAGUAUUUGCCGAUAAAUCGGUAAUCGCUACAGAAAAACAGAACAAAUUACAGUAAAUCACAACGAACUACAGAAGCGGAAGUGGGACACUUUUUGUAUUUUCACUGUAAGUGUUUAGAAAACAAAGAAAUACGCUAGUAUGUUUCAAUACGAUUGAAGCGGAAAACAGGUUGUAAGAAGUACAAAUAUUAACUUAGUUAACUUUUGUGAUGGAUAUCUUUAUCAGUUCUGUUUAAGUCUGCUCUCGUUAAAACUGGAAGCCCUCUUGUCACAUAUGAGGCGGAACUAAAAUCAGACAACUACGUACAUACAUGGAGAACAAUUUUGAUCUGACAGUGUUUUCUGACCACACAGGAUCUUUCAAAUGGGACAGAUGUGAAAAAUGCACAGUGAACCCAAAGGUUAGUCCACUGCAGUCAGGAGCAAACUGUUAUUGGGAGGGUUCACACUACAGAAAGUUUAGCGUUGUAGCUAUAGAAGCCUCAGAUGAGCAUUCUCCAAGUUUCAUGAGAAGAAUUUUUAUCAAAGUUCUGAAAUUUUUGGCGCUUAAGAAAUAAUAUUUUGUAAAACACUUUUGAACUUUUUAUAACCCCAUCCCCCAGUUUUGAAAUUGCGCUCGCUCCGUGUACAUGCAUACAAGUUAAGCCUGGUUCACACUAUAUAGCAAUUCUGUUCGGCGAUUUUUCUCCUCCUGGCAAAUGUGAUCAAAUGAAUGAUAUGCAAAAGACUUAGAAUUGUUCACUUCUGAAAAGCGACUCUAUACUUUUGUGUGGGAGUUCACUCAUUUGCAUCCGUCAGAAACACAAAAUCGCCGACAAAAUUGCUAGUGUGAACCAGGCUUUACAAGCAUCAGUGAGUUGGUUUUGUCGCGAUGUCAAUACAACGGCAAACGAUUAUAAUAUUGAGUAUGAAAAGAAGUACAAUCCUGGAUGAGGGAAAUUAUCUUAUGAUAAUUUUGGGAACUGUCACUCCAUACCUCUUAAUGGCAAGUUUGGGAACUGACGCGGAAAACAUAUACGCAACCUAAUAACCUCAUAAAAAAUUGACUGAGUUAAAAAAAAUCACUUAAAUGUUCGAAUAACCACAAAUCGAGUACUUCAAAUAACAGAACAAUUGAAUUAUCUUUUCAGGGACGAAAGUGUGCAUACAUGUUAUGUCGUGCUUGUUGUCGUGAAAAGACAUUUACAGAACAUUUGAACUGUCGCAGCCAUCGCUUCAAGUGUGAUCAGAAACAGGAAACGAGAGAGAUCGAAGUUGACAUUAAUAAUGAUACAAGGGAUGGAAAUAGGACGGAAGAAUGUAGUUCUACUAGUGAACCUAUUACAUAAAUGUGUUAUAUAAGACAUACUGUAUAUGCAUGAACUGUGCUGUGCUAAUAUGUAAAUUAUCUUGCCCGCUUAUCACGGGCAAAAAAUUGAACUUCCAUUGAGUUUUUGAAUGUAAAAACUCUUAAGCCCUGAGCAAACUAGGAAACAUUGUUUCCUUCCAAUGUUUCGCCAUGUUUCCAAGAGUGGGCAAACACUAGGAAACAUUAGUGAGAAACAUCAAAUAUUUCUGAAUUCGCUAGGAAACAUUUUUGCUUCCCGCGGGAAGCAAAUUUUGUUUCCGCAACAAUGUUUCCACGGGUGGGCAAACAUGGAAACAUUUGAGGAAACAUCGAGAAUCACAAAUGUUUCCACAACAAUGUUUCCUAGUUUGCCCAGGGCCUUACUUACCACUAUUGGUUAUUAUCAGUGGUUAUUAUCAGUGGUUAUUACAGAUUUCCCAUACGGUAAACUAGUAAAAACCAUGAUAUUAAUAUUUACCAUUGAUGGUAUUUUUUCCUGUGCACAGGAAAAAUAGAAUGGUGAAUAUUAAACAUCAUGAUUUUUACUAAUUUACAUAUGGGAAAUCUAUGAUAACCACUGAUAAUAACCAAUGGUAAGAAUUCAUGGUAAAUCUUUAAAAACCAUUCAAAAACCUAUAAAUGGAAAUUAAAUUUUUCCUGUGUAUAUUUUAUGGUCUUUGCGCAUUAAUCAUUGAUGAUAAAAAAACGAAACCCUUAUUGUAGGCUUGAAUGCGAAAAAGCUUAAGGUCAGAGCAGCCUCAAGAAACUCGCCAAUUCACAGCGCAUACAUAUUUCAUCAAUGUAUUACCAUAACAAUAUCAUAUCUAAGAUCAAACUUGUGUAAAAUAUAAAAUAUUCAUUGUCAAGAUGUGAAUACUACAUCUAAUUCGACUUUGAUUUCUCGGCCAGUUUUUUCAUAUAAAAUGCGAGCAUUUUUUGCGUGGAAUCUUUGCGAGUAAAGUCCAUAAACGAUUUAGUAUCUUUCUGUCUUGCGUCAAGUAGUUUUUUCAAAGUUGGACCUCUUAGCCCCAAUUUAGUCGCGCUCCUCGCCUCGCCUAGAAAUGAAGAAGUUAGAGUGAUUGUGACACAGUAUGCGGCUAGUACAUACGUCAGCUCUGCGAUCGUUG